Owenia fusiformis is the source of this 5226-nucleotide messenger RNA. Lineage: Eukaryota; Metazoa; Annelida; Polychaeta; Sabellida; Oweniidae. The record is from the annotation of a GenBank genome assembly.
AUGUUUCGAGCGAACGGAUCGUUUCUUCUCAUGCGGAGAGAUGAACAGAGACGAAUAAUUUCAAGAUAUGUUGAGUGUUUAGACGACGCAUUUCGGGAAUGGCGAAACAUCAGCUACGCUACACCCGAUCAGGAAAGUUUUGUCAACGUCAACUGGCAAAACUUUAGAGAAAAGACAACUGAGGCAAAUGAGUACCCGUAUAUCCUUGAUAUAACAAUGCACGUUCAGCCAAUGCUGAUGACAGUAUGUAGAACUAGGGAGGGAAAGAAAUAUCACUGUCUUGAGUUCAUUAGGAAACUAAAGAGAAUCAAGGGACAGCUUGCGAGCCAAGUUGGUGGUUGCUAUGCGAUGGGUGAGGGUCUACGUUUCGAUGGCAAGAUUGAUCCUACUGCUGACAUGAUUCCUGUGACAAACUACCCUAUGGAAGACUAUCCUGCGAGCAAACGUGGAAUUGGCAGGUCGUCUGGCUCACAACUUCAAGUUACAAUCCCGGAUGACGUUUAUGAAUACGUUGGUAGGUCAUUGAAAGAAAAGCUCAGUCGUCGGGCUGCAAAAUACAAAGAACUAGAGCAGUGGGAGAUAGAAAGAAAUUCCCCUUCGCAAAGGUUAAAGCAAACGCCAUCCCAGAAGCUAAAUAACCACGUGGUAGACGAAUCAUAUCACAAGGGCGGCAAAGAGAAUCAAAAUAAAUUGCUUGGUGGUUUUGCUGUUGAUCGCCCCGAAGUGCUUAGAUCUAGUACUAAUUAUUCUAAUGCUAACUGGCAUGCCUCGGGCGACAUCAUAUACGCACCAGUUAUCCACGAACAUUACGAGAAAUAUGAAAGACGCACAUCUGAGAACGCCAUCGCUGAUCCUGACAACAAGAUUUCCCAACAGGUAAAAAUUGGUAACGACGAUGUAAGUCCCAAGCAUACUAAUAUUUCACAUGGUGAAGUUCCCGUCGCAGAUGAUACAAAAGAGUCUCCUGUCUCAAAGGAAACUAAAGAGACCGUUAUUAAGGAUGUGCAAUUGAAAAUUGAGAUAGUGGCGCCUCCAAAAGAAACAGAAGGCAACUCUUGCAGUACAAGACUGCUCUAUGAUUUGUUUGGGAAACAAGAGGAACGAAUACAAUCUCAAUUAGACGACCUUCAAAAUGAAUUGAAAAAGAUGAGAUCAGAUUUAAUAGCUCCACCUCCAUCCAAGAUUAAUGACACAAAUGAAUUGUUACAAUUGGCCAAAGAUACUAUCUUUGAACAGAAAGAGUUAAACUACCUCAUUAUAGAUGAAUGUAGAGAGAUGAAACGUGGACAUGACGAAGAUAUUCUGGAGGCUAAAAAGGAUUCUCUUGAAGCAAGCAAGAAGAUUGUAGAAGCUGAAAAUAAACGACUGGAAAAAAUGCGAGAAGAGCUAGAAGAAGAAAGUUCAAAGGCAAAAUCUGAUAGAACGAAUCUUGAAUUUGAAAAGAAGUCAGUUGAGAUGAAAAAAGUAUUUCUUACAUCCAGUGAUGAAAUGAAUAAAAUGGAUGAAGCAAAAGUAAAGGAAAACAAAAUAAAACUUGCAAAGCUCAGAAAUGAACAACGACAACAUGAAGAGGAUUUUGAAGAAAUAAAUAGAAGGAGAGAGUUGGAACUUGAAAAGAAAGCAAGAGAAAUAGAUGCACAAUUUUCGGAAAAAGAAAUGGAAUUCAUAAAGAAGGACCACGAAAUUGGUAUGAAAGAGUUGGAAAUGAAAAAGAGAUUUCAAGAUAUUAAUGCCGAAGAAAAUGAAUUCAAAAAGAAAUGGCGGGAUGUGAAUGCUAGAGAGAUUCAGUUCAAUACGAAAGGCCAUGAAAUGAAUUCAAAAGAAUUAGAAUUUAAGAAGAAAGACUUAGAGAUUGAAGCAAAGGAAAAGGAUCUGAAACAACAACAAAUACAAUUAGAAAAUGAUAAACAUGAGUUUGAGAAGAUGAAAGAUCUCGUGGUAACAACUCCUUUAAAACCCAUAGCGAAGAAAAGCGUAUCUUUUGGAAGUAUGAAUCCAAAUGACAGCGAAAGUGAUGACCUUAAGACAUAUGGUAGUGAUGAAGAAGAUGAAGUAACUGAUAUAAAACUUGAUGACGAGUUUGACAAUAUAUUUAAAAUAGCUAGAAAUAAGAAAGAACCCCUCGACAAAAAGCUACUUAAUAAAAAGGAACGCAAAAUACAAAAAGUAUCAAAGGAGGAAGAACGAAAAAGAAAAGAAAAAGCAUUAUUCUAUGCAGAAGAUGAAAGUGUGGAAUCAAAGGAAAAGCAGAACGAUGAAGAGGAAGAACAAUUAAUGGAAAAGCAGAAUGCCGAAGAAGAGCGAAAACUUAUAGAAAAGCAGAAUGCCAAAGAGGAACAGAAAUUAAUAGAUAAGCAGAAUGCCGAAAAGGAACGAAAACUAAAUGAAAAGCAGAAAGCCGAUGAGGAACGAAAACUAAAAGAAAAGCAGAAAGCCGAAGAAGAGCAAAAAUACAUUGAAAAGUUGAAAGCUGAAGAGGUGCAAAAACUAAAAGAAAUACAGGAGCUAGAAGAGAAGAAUAAAGCCGAGGCCGAAAGAAAGAAGGUUGAAGAAGAGAAAAGAAAGGCAGACGAAAGACGGAGACUGAUAGAUGAGGAAGUGAGAAGAAAAAUAGACGAAAGGGUCAAGAAAGAAGAGGCCAAGAAACUUGCAAUUGAGAAGCAAGAGGCUGAAAAGGAAAAAAGAAAACUGGAAGAAAACCAACAAAAAUGGGAAGCUGAGACAAGAAAAAAACGUGAGCAAGAUAGGCAGACACGUUUAGAAGAAACAAAACAAAAAUUAUUGGAGAAAGAAAAAGCGAAGCAAGAAGAAAUAGAUCAGUUGAGAAAGCAGAAAGAAGAAGUUGAGCAAAAGAGACUGUCUAAAGAAGCUGAAAUCAAAAAGAUGGAAGAAGAAGAACGCCGUGAACGAGGAAAAGUACUUGCACUUGAGAUUGAGAAAAUGCGUAAUGCAAACAAGCAGCGACAAGAAGAAAUGAAACAACAAGCUGAACAAGAAAAGAAAGAAAUUGAAAAGAAGAGACUAGAAAAACAAAGAAGAAAAAAUCAAGAAGCAAAAGAAGAAGAAGAAAGACGACAAUUGGCUUUGAGGGAGGAAAUGAGGAGAGCAGAUGAAGAAAGGGAGAGACAAGAUCAACUAAAAAAACAAGAGGAAAAGCGAAUUCAAGAAAAGAAGCUUGAAGAAGAGGAAAAGAAGAAACUAAAAGAGUUAGAAAGAGAAAGAGCACUCGAGGUGUAUGAGGAGGAAGCAAUGAAAGAAGAACAAAAUGAAAGAACUAAGGAAGUCGAGGCAGAAAAACUAAAUGAAGAAAUAGCACAGCUUUCCAAACAAGCAAAAAUAAACGACCCUGCCUUAAAAGACUUUGGUGUUCCUCGCAAGGCUGCAUUCAAACCAGGGCCUUUGAAAUUCUUUCCCGAGGAAGAUGAUCCUAUUGAAAAUAAUCCUAUUUUCAAAGAUGUCCCACGUAAACCUUCCUUUGUGCCUGGACCACUGAUUGACUUCAUUGAAGAUUCUAGUUCUGACGAUAAUGUGGCUGGCCUUCUCUCUAAGGGCAGACACACUGAGAUAGCUCCUAUGUCUUCAGUAAAACUAACCCCACUUGGACUUAAUCCUAAUCCUGAUAGUAUAUCAUCUCUAAUGACUAAAGGAAAGAAUACUUCAACAGAGCCAACCGGUACGUGUGGAACUACUACCUUUAUUAAGAAGAAGAAAAAACAGAAGAAAAACAAAAACAAAUUCCCCGUUGAUGGCGGUUCCAGGAGCCAACGAGACACCUCGCAUUUGGACGGUAGUGUGUUCCAUAAUGAAAGCAAUAUAAUGAUGCAGCAUGGCCCAAGUAGUGGAGGCAUUCAACCAAAAAUGUCAACAUAUGGUAAUGUUAAUUCUACCAAAUUCGGUCCAUUACAGACAACUCCGCAAAUGGCCAAUGGCUCAUACGUUGACGAUGACCUUCUCGAGUCUGAGGAAUCGGGGGAAGGCAUUGAAUUUGGACUUCCACGCCCAGGUCAAAACCCAGAAAGAAUAGGUCUUGGACUUCCACGCUCAGGUCAAAACCCAGAAAGAAUAGGUCUUGGACUUUCACACCCUGGUCAAAGCUCUCAAAGAUUGGGCCCAGUUCCACACAAAAGUGCCAAUCAAGCAAAAACAGGACUUGAAAAGACCCCCUCUGAUCCCAUCGAGGAUAAACCUAAGACGAUUAAAGUUGGAAAAAACCAAUUUAAAUUGACAGAUCCCAAGGGAAAAAAGUUUUCUCCUGCUCUCGGCGCUGUCGGUGGUGUUCCGAGAGGUAGAUCUGUACCUGGGUCCGGUACUAAUGUGGGCUUAAGACCACAUACAAAACUCCUGAAUAGGCGUGGUCAAAAGGUAGAAAAGGAACCCGAAAAACCAAGACGUCCUAAUCCGGAAGACUUACCCCCAGGCGUAGUAACAUUUGCUCAGUUGCAUCCAAGUGUACAAAAACAAAUUCUAAUUGGAAAGAACCCUCGUGAACAGCUGAAAAUAAUGCAUGAAGAAACAUUUGACGCGAAAAACCCAUUGAACCUCCAGCCUGAGGAACCGAUUGAACGUCCACUGCAAUUUGAAGAUUUGAGUCAGGCUGAGCAACAACUACAGGUCAAAGGAAUUGUUGAAAUGAUGUUAGGCGAGGAUUUCUACAAUGCCAACACUGCGAUGAAAGAUAACAUCGUUCAACAAAUUUGCGGGAAUUUUGGAAUCCCAAAAGAUGUCCUCCUAGCAGAAUACCGUGCAACUAUGGCCGAAAUAAGGCGAGCCCAAGCCAGGGAACGUACUUGGGCUACUGAAACUAACAUGUCCUUCCCGAAUAUGAACAGAAGCUAUCACAACAGAAAUGAAUCUGAUAGCCCACUCUCGAUAGAACAUAAAGAUGACUUGACAACAUCACAACGAUCAGCCAGCCCUAUGUUUGUAAAGCCAACACUGAACGUCCCCGAGCCUCUGACACCAAUACAGCAAAUGAUAAUGUCAGCCAACAACAACAACAGCAACAACUUGAACAAGCGUGGAUUACUCGAAGUAACCAAAGUGUUUGGACAUGAAGAAAUCAAUCUAGCUAGGAAAACACAGUCGUUGAAUAAAAACACAAAAGAAAAGACAAAGGAGACAAAACCGUCAAAGACAAUAAAGCAGGGCUUCAAAAAAAUUGGGAAGUCAAUUAAAAAGAAACUGAUGAACAUUGUGGAUAGUGUGAAGCGUGUCAUAGGACAAUAA